Rhododendron vialii is the source of this 878-nucleotide messenger RNA. Its product is annotated as protein GLUTAMINE DUMPER 2-like. The transcript has a single exon. The record is from RefSeq and is a predicted model, not a curated record. Gene Ontology annotation, biological process: regulation of amino acid export. NCBI's taxonomy places the organism in Eukaryota, Viridiplantae, Streptophyta, Magnoliopsida, Ericales, Ericaceae. Bases 140 to 688 code for a protein of 182 amino acids.
CCACUCCCUUUCCAUUCCAAGCCAAGAAAAACAUCUACUUCCAAAACCCUCCUUUUAAUUACUCCUCUUGCCUUUCCCUUCACCUGAAAAACCUCAUAAACAGAAAAGUGAAAGAGAAAGUGAAACACAUUAGACAAAAAUGAGAACUGUCAGCUCUUUAAACACCGCAUCAACAACAACAAUCAAGCCAAUAUUCCCACCGCCGGCGACGGCACAACGGUCACCGUGGCACUCUCCCAUGCCGUACCUCUUCGGCGGCCUGGCCGCGAUGCUGUGCCUGAUCGCGUUCGCACUCUUGAUCCUCGCAUGCUCCUUCCGAAGGCUCUCCCGCCGGUCUGAAAACGGCGAGAGAGAUCUCGAGGCCGGCGACGACCAGAAACCUGCCGAUUCCGCCAAGGCCUUGCCGGAAUUCGAAGAGAAGUACUUGGUGAUAAUGGCAGGUGAUGUGAAUCCGACGUUUUUGGCCACUCCCGUGUGCAACAAGGCUUGUUCGUUUGGGCAGGAUUCGAAAGUGAAGAGAAAGGAAAUGGAGAGAGAGAAAGCUGAUUUAUUAGAUAACGAGAAGCCAAAACAAGAUAUGGGUCAUGAUGAUCGGAUAGCCACAACAACAGAAGAAGAGGGUACGGAGUCUGAAUCCGAAGAUCGGACCCAAGAAAACCCAGAUAAUAGCAUGGAGCAAAGCCACUGAACGGCGGUUUUCCAAUCAAUUUUGAGAGAGAGAGAGAGAGAGAGAGAGAGAAGUUUUUUUUCUCUCUCUGUUUUUUGUUCCUUAAUUGUUAGUAAUCUUUUGUUGGGUUUUGCUUCUUAUGAUCCGGGAAAUGUGAAUUUUCUGAGAUGAGAUAUGAGAAGAACAAUUUUGCCUUGAUUUACCAACGAAA